UUCUCUUCAACUCUAUCUACCUAUAUAAAUCUCAAAACCAACGGAAACCAACUAACUCUACUCAACUAGUAAAAAAAUGUCUAAAUCUCAGACUUCUAUAGAACUUCCUGUAUUUGAUAUCUCUCAACCUUUAAUCCAAUCCUCCCUCUCCUCCCUAUUACAAGCCUGCAAAGAAUGGGGAUUCUUCCGCAUCAUCAAUCAUGGAGUUUCCAAGGAACUCUACGGGAAAGUAUGUUCCCUCUCAAACCAACUUUUCAAUCUACCUUAUGAGUCCAAAAUCAAGGCAGGACCAUCUUCAUCUAUAAGAACCUAUACACCUCAUUUCAUUGCAUCCCCUUUCUUCGAGAGUCUACGAAUAUCCGGACCUGAUUUUUCUGCUUCAGCUCGGAAUUCUGCAGAUGUUAUUUACACUCAACCAAAUCCACGGUUCAGUGAGGUACUUGAAGAGUAUGGAAACAAGAUGACCGAGCUGUCAAAAAGAAUCGUAGAGAUUAUAUUAAUGAGCAUGGGGAACAAUUUUGAGAGAAAAUAUGAAUCUGAAUUCAGUAACUGUCAAGGUUAUCUGAGGAUAAUCAACUACUCGCCCCCGGAAGGUAUGAACGAACAAGAACUAGUAGAAGGGCUUGGCAUGCACACUGACAUGAGCUGCAUAACAAUCGUUUAUCAAGAUCAUAUCGGUGGGCUUCAAGUGAGAUCUAAGGAAGGCAAGUGGAUGGAGAUUGAGCCUUGCGAAGAAACACUUGUAGUGAACAUUGGAGAUUUAAUGCAUGCCUGGAGCAAUGGCAAGCUCAGGUCAUCCCAACACAGAGUAGUUUUAAGGCGAUUUGUCAACCGUUUCUCUCUGGCUUUCUUUUGGUGUUUUGAGGAUCAGAAGAUGAUAUUUUCUCCCAGGGAAGUGGUUGGAGAAGGGAAUAAGAGGAUUUACAGACCAUUUGUCUGUGCAGACUACUUGAAAUUCAGAGAAAGCAGUGAAAAGGGAAAGUUUGAGAAAGUUGGAUUUACUGUAAAGGAUUUUGCAGGGACUUGAUGCUGAAAGUUCAUGAAAAUCUUCUGUACAAAACCCUCCCCACCUCCCCCCCCAUUUUGCCCCGUUUUUUGUAUGUUUGUUGACCAUUCUCUUUGGUUGUGGAAGAAGCCAAUGAGGGAUUUAAAUAAAGAAUGUUAUUUUAUGUAAGGUCUCUUUUGGGGGUUUGAAAAGUUGUUGCUUUUACAUUAGAUGUUCAUUUAGGAUUAUAAUAACAAUGAUGUCUGCUAAUGAAUCAAGAAGAACAAACAUAUUGAGUGACAUGGUGGCUAACUUCUUCAAGAAUCACCAUUUCUUCAGGGUAUGCCAUCUCUCAUGUGCAUAUGCUGAUAUGGUGUCAUGCUUCAUAGGUAAAUGCAUGCAUUCACAAAGGAAUUGUAUAAGUGGAGAAUGUCAUGUUUUUUGCUUGAAAACAUCAUGUUCUCACUCAUGGCAAGUUUUCAAAAUGAAAAAACAAAAUUGUGGUGUGAUGUAACACACCUCCCAAGCUAUUGGAUUAAAAUCAUAUUCUAAAUGAAUUGCGGAGAACCCGGAUCCAUAUAAUUCACCCUUCCAGCCA
Messenger RNA from Tripterygium wilfordii, 1583 nucleotides. RefSeq names its product gibberellin 20-oxidase-like protein. Gene Ontology annotation, molecular function: dioxygenase activity. The coding region runs from base 77 to 1027 and encodes 316 amino acids. The transcript is spliced from 2 exons. The record is from RefSeq and is a predicted model, not a curated record. Lineage: Eukaryota; Viridiplantae; Streptophyta; Magnoliopsida; Celastrales; Celastraceae.